CCUGUUUUUCCCUUUUACGUAAGUUGUUCCAAACAUGUUUGUAACAACCCCCCGGUGAUGCCUUUGGCAAAAGUGGUUUUGGGUCCAAAGAUCAGUGCUGGGACAAGCGACCUGCCGCGGCAAACAAGAGCCCGCAGAAUGGAGGCCAACAUGAACCUCCUGCACGAUGUGGGCAUCCAGGCGACACGCUGGCUGCAGGACCACUUCCAGGGUUCCCAGGACUGGUUUCUCUUCAUCUCCUUCGCUGCCGACCUCAGGAACGCUUUCUUUGUCCUCUUCCCUAUCUGGUUCCACGCCAACGAGUCGGUGGGCGUCAGGCUCAUCUGGGUGGCCGUGAUCGGCGACUGGCUCAACCUCGUCUUCAAGUGGAUCCUCUUUGGGGAGAGACCGUACUGGUGGGUCCAUGAGACGGACUAUUAUGGCAACACCUCCGCCCCAGAGAUCCAGCAGUUCCCGCUCACCUGUGAGACCGGCCCCG
This is a messenger RNA of Balearica regulorum gibbericeps (East African grey crowned-crane), 478 nucleotides long. Lineage: Eukaryota; Metazoa; Chordata; Aves; Gruiformes; Gruidae. The record is from RefSeq and is a predicted model, not a curated record.